UCCCUUGACUUCUUGGAGACUUGGCCUGUAUUGACCUCCAAUCCCUGCAAAAUGUCCUGCUACGACCUGUACCCCUCCUCUGCCUGCGGCGUCCUUCGGCCCCAGCCCCUGGCUGACAGCGGGAACGAGCCGUGCGUGCGCCAGUGCCCCGACUCCACCACCGUCAUCCAGCCUCCCGCCGUGGUGGUCACCUUCCCCGGCCCCAUCCUCAGCUCCUUCCCGCAGGAUUCCGUGGUGGGAUCUGCUGGAGCGCCCGUCCUUGGAGCCUCAGGGUCCUCCCUGGGCUACGGGGGCCUGUGGGGCUAUGGGGGCUAUGGCUCUGGGGGUUAUGGUGGUCUCUAUGGAUAUGGGGGCUAUGGAUCCCUGGGCUAUGGGGGUCUGUGGGGCUAUGGGGGUUCCUCCCUGGGCUAUGGGGGUCUGUGGGGCUGUGGGGGUUACCGGGGCCUGUACGGCUCUGGCAGAGCCUUUGGCUCUGGCUAUUGCAGCCCCUACUCCUCCUGGUACGGCCGCUACGGCCGCGGCUACUGGGGGUCCUGCUAAACCCUGCAGAAAUAUCCCAGAGUAAGGAAACCGACAACUGAGAGAUACAGUCCUGGCCCCAAAGGAGAUGUUGUGACCACGGCCACCCCACUCUGGUGGAGCUGGAAGGACACAACUCUUCCUUGAUUCAUUCACCUCUACUUGCCAUCUUCUGGGCUUUUUUUUCCAUCUCUGUGUGUGUGUAAUGUGUGGGAUAAAACAACAAUUUAUAUUCUCCUAAAAUGCAACUUCACUGUCCAACUGGAGAAGAACAACCAUGGAAGGAGUUGCCUGUGAUCUGAUAUUCUUCAUAUUCUGAAAUGCUUUUCUGUGAACGCUUUUUUCUCAUUAAAGUGAUUCUGUUCUGCAAAAAACAAA
Corvus hawaiiensis (hawaiian crow) is the source of this 897-nucleotide messenger RNA. RefSeq names its product scale keratin-like. The transcript is spliced from 2 exons. Gene Ontology annotation, cellular component: intermediate filament. The record is from RefSeq and is a predicted model, not a curated record. Bases 52 to 540 code for a protein of 162 amino acids. NCBI's taxonomy places the organism in Eukaryota, Metazoa, Chordata, Aves, Passeriformes, Corvidae. Gene Ontology annotation, molecular function: structural constituent of cytoskeleton.